Molecule: messenger RNA, 2104 nt
Organism: Sinocyclocheilus rhinocerous
Lineage: Eukaryota; Metazoa; Chordata; Actinopteri; Cypriniformes; Cyprinidae
Product: serine/threonine-protein phosphatase 2A 55 kDa regulatory subunit B beta isoform
Exons: 9
Coding region: 434-1765 (443 amino acids)
Cellular component (GO): protein phosphatase type 2A complex
Molecular function (GO): protein binding; protein phosphatase regulator activity
Source: RefSeq, a predicted model, not a curated record
CUGUUGCAGCGCCAGUUCACACUUCAGUUCAACCGAUGCGGCGCAUCCACGGCAGCCUCGCGUCAGCACGUCAGAGCGACAGAGAGGAAAACGAGCUCUCCAUGCAGGCAGCACCGCCGGUCACAUCUGAAACUUGUCCCACUGUGCAUGACAGCUGAUUUCAAAGCAUGGAUUUAGACGCGGAUUGUUGUCAUUUUGGAUGACGCUCGUGCAACUUUACAUUAAAUCUCGGUUUUGCUGCAGACAGCCCCGCCUUGUGACACCUUGCGAACCGACACCGGCUUUCUCCCUCAUCCCACUUUUGUUCAUUUAUUGACGGAUAAUACAAUGGUGCGUCCGUGUCUUGCGCGCCGGGCUCUGGGCUGAGCGCGGAACAUGGAUAGAUAGCGCGUUUCUCUCUCUGCGUUUCUCAGUGUAAUCAGCGCCUUUCUCAAUGGACGAGGAAAUAGACACCCGCAAGAUCAACAACAGCUUCCUCCGAGACCACAACUAUGCAACUGAAGCUGACAUCAUAUCCACGGUUGAGUUCAACUCGACAGGAGAACUCCUGGCCACUGGGGACAAAGGUGGACGAGUGGUGGUCUUCCAGAGGGAACAGGAGAGUAAGAACCAGCCUCAUCGUCGGGGGGAGUACAAUGUUUACAGCACCUUUCAGAGCCACGAGCCCGAGUUUGACUACUUGAAAAGCCUGGAGAUUGAGGAGAAGAUCAACAAAAUCCGCUGGCUGCCGCAACAGAAUGCCGCCUAUUUCCUCCUGUCCACCAACGAUAAAACUGUGAAGCUAUGGAAAAUCAGCGAGCGAGACAAACGACCAGAGGGCUACAAUCUGAAGGAUGAAGAAGGCAGGAUACGGGACCCAACCACCAUCACAACUCUGAGGGUGCCCGUGUUGAGGCCCAUGGACUUGAUGGUGGAGGCAACACCACGUCGCAUUUUCUCUAAUGCUCACACCUAUCACAUUAACUCCAUCUCGGUCAACAGUGACUAUGAGACAUACAUGUCCACGGAUGACCUGAGGAUCAACCUAUGGAACUUGGAGAUUACAAACCGAAGCUUUAAUAUUGUGGACAUAAAGCCAGCCAACAUGGAAGAAUUGACCGAGGUGAUCACAGCGGCUGAGUUUCACCCUAACCAGUGCAACACGUUUGUCUACAGUAGCAGCAAGGGCUCCAUAAGAUUGUGUGACAUGAGAACAUCUGCACUUUGUGACAACCACUCUAAAUUAUUUGAGGAACCAGAAGACCCCAGUAAUCACUCCUUCUUCUCAGAGAUCAUCUCUUCCAUCUCAGAUGUGAAAUUCAGCCACAAUGGACGCUACUUGAUGACCCGUGACUACCUCACAGUGAAGGUGUGGGACAUCAACAUGGAGAGCAAGCCUUUGGAAACUUACCAGGUCCAUGACUACCUUAGGAGUAAGCUAUGCUCACUGUACGAGAAUGACUGCAUCUUUGACAAGUUUGAAUGUGUCUGGAAUGGAACUGACAGUGUCCUAAUGACAGGCUCCUACAACAAUUUCUUCCGUAUGUUCGAUCGGAACACUAAGCGCGACGUGACUCUGGAGGCCUCGCGGGAAAACAGCAAACCUAGAGCCAUUCUCAAGCCACGCAAAGUUUGUGUUGGUGGCAAGCGUCGGAAAGAUGAAAUCAGUGUGGACAGUCUGGACUUCAGUAAGAAGAUCCUACACACUGCAUGGCACCCCAACGAGAACAUCAUUGCUGUGGCCGCCACCAACAACCUCUAUAUAUUUCAGGACAAGGUCAACUAGCAUGCAGCUCUAAUGUCUCCAGUUAUCACAACGACAAGAGGCAUUAUUUCUCUAGAUGAACUGGGGGUGGAAAGGUUGGACUCACUAGCAGUGAACUUGUGAGGAACAUCUAGAUGAGCUUUGCCUUCUACAGCAGAUUUGAUACUGCACUGAAUCUGACAAAACUUGAAGGUGCACUGCAAACUACGGACAAUGACACUGGCUGUUGGACUGCUUUUGUUUUUAAUUACUUCAAAUCUCCCUAGCUAUAGGUUUGUUGGUAAUGCACAGCAAUACAAAGUGGAUCCUUUUACCUUUAGGGUGCUUUCACACCUAGCCCGUUGUUUCGGAACCUGGCGC